Fusarium vanettenii 77-13-4 is the source of this 3882-nucleotide messenger RNA. RefSeq lists its product as uncharacterized. Gene Ontology annotation, biological process: mitochondrial translational elongation. The record is from RefSeq and is a predicted model, not a curated record. The transcript is spliced from 5 exons. NCBI's taxonomy places the organism in Eukaryota, Fungi, Ascomycota, Sordariomycetes, Hypocreales, Nectriaceae. Gene Ontology annotation, molecular function: GTP binding; GTPase activity; translation elongation factor activity. The coding region runs from base 18 to 2378 and encodes 786 amino acids. Gene Ontology annotation, cellular component: mitochondrion.
GUCCGAAUUAUUGCAAAAUGAGGGCAACGAGGGCCGCCAGAUGGCUCAAUUGCCGUCUGCUAUUCGGCACCCAGCAGCAGAGCUGUGGCAGCCACUUCUUCAACGUCUCCCCCGCUGUCCCGGCCUGGGAGAGCCGACGAGCCUUCAGCCAGACCAAGCGCACCCGCAGUGCUGCGCAAGAUGCUCUCAAGAAGGCCCAGGAGGAUGCUGCGAGCUUGACACCCGAGUAUGUCGCUGCCAACAUGGACCCCGAGGAGGCAAAGCGCCUGUCUCGAGUCCGUAACAUUGGUAUUGCUGCGCACAUCGACAGUGGAAAGACUACCGUCAGUGAGCGAGUUUUGUUCUACACCGGCCGAAUCAAUGCGAUCCACGAGGUGCGAGGCAAGGAUGCUGUCGGCGCCAAGAUGGAUUCUAUGGAACUCGAGAGAGAAAAAGGCAUCACCAUCCAGUCUGCGGCCACCUUCGCCGACUGGAAGAAAACGGAAAACGGCAAAGAGGAAACCUACCACUUCAACCUGAUUGAUACUCCCGGUCACAUCGAUUUCACCAUUGAGGUCGAGCGAGCUCUUCGAGUCCUCGACGGUGCUGUCAUGAUUCUGUGCGCUGUUAGCGGCGUCCAGUCUCAGACCAUCACUGUCGACCGUCAAAUGAAGCGUUACAAUGUCCCCCGAAUCUCCUUCGUCAACAAGAUGGACCGAAUGGGUGCCAACCCCUGGAAGGCCGUCGAGCAGAUCAACACCAAGCUCAAGAUUCCCGCCGCUGCUAUCCAGGUUCCUAUUGGUGCCGAGGACGAGUUCCAAGGCGUCGUCGAUCUUAUCAACAUGCAGGCUAUUUACUUCGAGGGUCCCCGUGGUACCAAGGUUCGCGUCACCGAUCAGAUUCCCGGUCCCCUCCAGGAACUUGUCAAGGAGAAGCGUCAGGCCCUUGUUGAGAAGCUUGCCGAUGUCGACGAUGAGAUUGCCGAACUGUACCUCGACGAGCAGGAGCCCACCAACCAGCAGAUCAAGGAUGCCAUCCGCCGCGCCACCAUUGCCCGAGCUUUCACCCCCGUCAUGAUGGGCUCUGCCCUUGCCGAUAAGGGUGUCCAGCCCAUGCUUGACGCUGUCUGCGAUUUCCUGCCCAACCCUGCCGAUGUCGAGAACACUGGUCUGGACAAGUCUAACGACGAGAAGACUGUGAAGCUGGUUCCCUACAACUCUCUGCCCUUUGUGGGUCUUGCCUUCAAGCUUGAGGAGAACAACUACGGCCAGCUCACCUAUAUCCGAGUCUACCAGGGCAAGCUCACCAAGGGUUCCUACCUGUUCAACUCCCGAACCGAUAAGAAGGUCCGAAUUCCCCGUAUUGUCCGCAUGCACUCCAACGAGAUGGAGGAUGUCUCUGAGGUCGGUGCUGGUGAGAUCUGCGCCGUCUUUGGUGUCGACUGUGCUUCCGGUGACACCUUCACUGAUGGCGGUCUCCCCUACACCAUGUCUUCCAUGUUCGUCCCUGAUGCCGUCAUGUCGCUCUCCAUCAAGCCCAAGCGAACUGGCGACGCCGACAACUUCAGUAAGGCCAUGAACCGAUUCCAGCGUGAGGAUCCUACCUUCCGAGUCCACGUCGACCCUGAGAGUGAGGAGACCAUCAUUUCUGGUAUGGGUGAACUGCACCUUGAGGUUUACGUCGAGCGCCUCAAGCGAGAGUACAAGACCGAGUGCAUCACUGGCCAGCCCCGUGUUGCCUAUCGCGAGACCAUUGCUCGCAAGGCUGACUACGAUUUCCUGCUGAAGCGACAGAGCGGUGGUCCUGGUGACUUUGCUCGUGUUGCUGGUUGGAUCGAGCCUAACGACAAGCCCGACGAGAACCACUACGAGUCUCAGGUCGUUGGUGGCCACAUCCCCGACAAGUUCCUUUCUGCUUGUUCCAAGGGUUUCGAUGUUGCUUGUGAGAAGGGACCUCUCCUGGGCCACAAGGUUAUUGGUGCCAAGAUGAUUGUCAACGAUGGUGCCACCCACGUUACUGAUUCUUCCGAUUACGCCUUCAACCUGGCCACCCAGAUGGCUUUCCGAAAGGCCUUCACCGAGGCUGGUGGCCAGGUCCUCGAGCCCCUGAUGAAGACCACCAUCACCGCCCCCAACGAGUUCCAGGGCAACAUUCUGAUGCUCAUGAACAAGCGUAACGCCACCAUUCACGACACCGAUAUUGGCAGUGAGGACUUCACCCUCAUCUGCGACUGCAGUCUGAACGCCAUGUUUGGCUUCAGCUCCCAGCUGCGCGCUGCCACUCAGGGCAAGGGCGAGUUCAGCAUGGAGUUCAGCCACUAUGCCCCGGCUCCUCCUCAUCUCCAGAAGGAGUUGGUUGCCAAGUACCAGGCCGAGCUUGAGGCCAAGCGAACCAAGUAAAGUGGUUCUUGAGUAAGAGAUAUGAUGGUCGUGCAUCCGAGAUGAUGCAACGGCUAUGGGAGGCACAACGGAUACUGUGCCGUGUUGUAAAAUACAUGUGGAUGAGUGUGUAUGAUCUUGUAACAUAUUACCAUGGAUGCUGAGAGGCUAUUGAUUUGGGACACGAAAAAGUCUAUCACGCACUUAGACGAAUGGUAAAGCUGGAUAGGGAUUACUGCCAUAGAUAGGGAGUGGGAUACAAUGGGUAAAAACCAAGGAGUAUAGAAUAUACAAUCCCCUCUAGACAGAUUCUUGUAAAUGUCUAUUUUUUGGUGUUGAAACUCCUAAACUAGGUGCAUACAAUUGCCCACUACUCACAUUUCUUGGAGCCUAGCAAUAGUAAUCUAACCUAGCUAUCCAACUUUUUUUGGGUAUUCUUACAGACGUCGGAGAAUAUCGGCGACGACCUCCUCGGUGGUAGCCUUGCCACCCAGGUCAGGGCUCAGGAGCUUACCGUCCUCAAGGUUGCCAUCGACAGCGGCGUAGAUCUUGGCAGCAGCCUCCUCCUCGUUGAGGAACUCAAGCAUCAGAGCGGUAGAUCGAAGAGUGGCAAUGGGGUUGGCAAUGCCCUGACCCUGGAUGUCAGGGGCGCUGCCGUGGCAAGGCUCACCAAUGGCGAAGCCCUCACCGACGUUGGCGCUGGGGACGAGACCCAGGCUGCCGACGAGAGCAGCAGCGCCGUCGGAGAGAAUGUCACCGUACAGGUUGGGGGCGACGAUGACGUCGUAGUCCUCGGGCUGGCGGAAGAGCUUGUAGACCAUGGAGUCGACAAUCUGCUCCUCAACGGUGAUGGAGGAGUACUUGGGAUCCGCGAGGGCCCUCUUGGAGGUGGCGCGGAAGAGACCAUCGGUCUGGGACAGAACGUUGGACUUGUGGGUGAUGGUGACAAGAGGAGACUUGUGGAUGCUGGCAGCACCGGCAUCACGGAUCUUCUGACGACGGAGAGCAAUGUCACCAGCCAUGGCAGCGAUGCGGAACGAAGCCUUCUCCGAGAUGCGCUUAAUGGCCUCGGCGACCUUGCCCUCGGGGGUCUCGUGGGUGGUCUCCUGCUUGACGUACAGAUCCUCAGUGUUCUCGCGGACAAUGACCAUAUCGAUGGGCUUGGCGGCUGUCAGGACGGUCUUGACGGGUCGGACGUUGGCGUAGAGGUCGAGCUUCUUGCGCAGGGCGACGAUGGGGCUCGAGUAGCCCUUGACGGCCUGAGUAGGCGAGCUCACGGCUCCGAACAGGGCGCCAUCGCACUCAUUCUUGAGGACCUCGACGGUCUUGUCGGGGAGGGCGGCACCGGUCUGCUCAAAAGCCUCGAAGCCGGCCUUGAGGUCGACAAAGUCAAACUUGAGGCCGAGAGAGGCGGGGAGGGCCUCAAGGAUGCGGCGGCCGGCGGGGAUGACUUCCUUGCCGAUGCCGUCACCGGGGAUGAGGCCGAUUCUGAGGGUUCGGAGGGACAUGGUGGGCGCAAUUGGAG